This is a messenger RNA of Notodromas monacha, 563 nucleotides long. Lineage: Eukaryota; Metazoa; Arthropoda; Ostracoda; Podocopida; Cyprididae. The record is from the annotation of a GenBank genome assembly.
UGGAGAAGAUCGAAAAACUGAACGACGACGGCUGGAGACGAUUGAAGAGGUUUUUAGCCACAGAGGAAACAUCAGACGGAACAGAGGGAACAAAACGAAGAAGAGCAUGCAACCAAGAGGACGCACCUGAGACGAUGGAGACGGACAUGCUCAAAAGGAUGCAGAGGGCGUUAGAAAAACGAAAGAAAGAAGCGUUUGAGAUGAUUACAAGAAUCGACACUGAAUUGGUAAAACAUGCACUAAUGAAUGUUGGUGAACGAUUUGUGCUUGACAAGGAAGGUACAGGGAAGGUACAAACGCUAGAAAUCGGAAAAACGCGCAUCCAUACGGGAAAGUUUGAGGACCUGAUGAACUUGUGGGAGAAACGGACAACAGGCGACGGACGGGAGGAAGAAGAAGACAGGGAUGAAGAGGAGAAGAUGGAUGCAGAAGGAUCAGGUGAACCGAACGGAGCAGAAGAACGUCAAAUGAACAUGGAGGUGAUGGACACCCAUGAAGAGAAGAAGGACGAAAACGUACGGCGUCCACUGAGAAGCACCCCCAUAGAAUCCAGAAUUGAUUUG